Podospora pseudocomata is the source of this 4194-nucleotide messenger RNA. RefSeq lists its product as uncharacterized. Bases 520 to 4194 code for a protein of 1224 amino acids. The record is from RefSeq and is a predicted model, not a curated record. The transcript has 3 exons. NCBI's taxonomy places the organism in Eukaryota, Fungi, Ascomycota, Sordariomycetes, Sordariales, Podosporaceae. Gene Ontology annotation, molecular function: lipid binding.
CCAAAACCCAUCCAUUCAUCUCCUUUCCCUCCAUGAUCCACCAACCAGGAUACCUACCUCUCAUCCUUGCCUUUUCACUGAUUGUCUUGUUUCAAAGCUCUUUCCGGUGGUGUAGGGCUGUCACAUAUUUCUCGUGCUACGUAAUAAGAGCAGGAAGAGCUCCCCCUUCCCGAAGCUUUGUUGUCGUCUGAAACUCUCGUACUCGCCUGAGAAACUUGAACUGGUGUGGCCGGGAGGGGGAGCUGCCUAUGAUAUAAUAGUCCCUCUCUCUCUCUCUCGUUGAGGCUGAACGCCCAUAUACAUUACAUAGCAAUUUAAUACCUACCUACCUACCUGUCCUCCUUACCUACCUUUCCACUUCCCCUCCCACCCACCCUUCAACGUUUCAUGCAGUAGGUUACUCCCACCUACAGCUACUGCCGUUGCCUUUUUCCAAGGGUACAACCUGCACCCUCUCUAGGAUCACUAGUCGUCGUCAAGUUUAAUGAUAGACGAUUCAUUCAUGAAUAACCAGCAACAAUGAGCAACUACCAAGCCCACCAAUACCCGGUAACGGGCCAGCACUACUCCGGCACCAACCGCAUCCCAAACAUCAAGCAGUUCGCCGAAAGCCUCGACCGAGACAAGAAGAACCGAGACAAAAAGGUCGAAGAGCGCGAGCACCGCCUUCGCCAUGGACCUGUUCAGCCCCAAGCCAACGGCGGCGACGUUCAAGAUCACGUACCCACCCACAGCGCCGGCAAAAACAGGCGUACCGUGACCGACCCCGUAACGGGAAACGAAGUCGAAGUAGUAGACAUCACCUCCGACCAUGUCAAGAACGCUGCCGAGCCCAAGUUAACCGUCCCCAACGCGAAUCUGAACAAACCCACAACCUUGGCCACAUCACCGGACCAGUCCGGCGAGGAAUACCGAAAAGCCCAAGAUGAAACCGCCCCCCCGGACCCCGUCCACAAGGGCGCCACCUCGGACGUGCCCAUCCACGGCGAGGCGACCAACGUGCUCUUCCACCCGACCCCGAGCAUCAGCUUCGAGGGCAUGUUUGAGAGCAUCGAAGCCCGCGCCAAUGUCCUCUGCGCCGCCGUCUUCUUCGGCAUCGUGCUCAUUGGCAAAAUGUUUGGUGGCUCGCUUUGGGGUCUGAUCCCGUUGGCGGCCGUCAUCAGCUCGGGUAUUUUCCUUUGGGCCAAGGACCUCAUCAAGCAAGGGCGUGCCAACGAGUGGGCGGCGGAGAAGAAGAGGGGAGAGACCGCCGUUGUGAACCUCAUUCCGGAGAGUGUUGAGUGGUUGAAUACCGCCAUGGGGCUGAUCUGGGGCCUAGUGAAUCCCGAGAUGUUCGCCGCGGUGGCUGAUACUCUGGAAGAUGUCAUGCAGGCCUCCGUUCCCGGUGUUAUUGAAAACGUCAAGGUCAACGACAUCUCCCAGGGCAGCAACCCGUUACGCAUCCUUAGUCUGCGAGCACUUCCCGACUCGCACGUAGAGGACCUCAAGGAGGAUAUCCGGAAGCAAGAUGAAAAGACCAAGGAUCCUCAAGAGAUGGCGGCCGAUGAGCAAGGAGGUGACUUUUACAACCUCGAAGCGACUGUUGCAUACCACUCUUUGCCAUCUAGCGGUGAUGUGUCGAGCAAAGCGGCCAAGAACAUGGGUAUGCAGCUGAUCUUUUACCUCGGUAUCAAGGGUCUCUUUGGUGUUCCCUUCCCCAUCUGGGUCGAACUGAACAGACUGGUCGCCACCGUUCGUUUGAGAAUCGCGCUGGCUCCUAACCCGCCCUUCAUCAAGACCCUAAGCUUUACUUUGAUGGGCUUGCCCAAGGUCGAGGCGAGCUGUGUUCCCCUGAUCGAAAAGGGGGCCAACAUCCUCAACCUGCCCCUCAUCUCCAACUUUGUCAACUGGGCCAUCGCCACUGCGGCCAAUAUGUACGUCGCUCCCAAGUCAAUGACACUGGACAUUGGCAAGAUGCUUCAGGGUGAUGCCAUCAAAAAGGAGACAAAUGCCCUGGGAGUCUUGUACAUCAAGAUCCACAAGGCCAUCGGAUUGUCAAAGCAGGACAGGCGGGGCUCCGAGGGUGGGGGGUCGGAUCCGUACAUCUGUGUUUCCUUCUCCAAGUUUGGGAAGCCCCAGUAUUGCACCAGGGUCAUCCAGGAUGAUCUGAACCCCAUCUUCAACGAGUCCUGCGCUCUCCUGGUCACCCCCGACAUCAUCAAGGCGGACGAGCAGCUUAGUUUGGAGCUCUGGGAUUCAGACAGGGGUUCGGCUGAUGAUGUCGUCGGCAAGGUGGAACUCUCGAUCCAGGAGCUCAUUCAACACCCGGGCAGGAUGUUCUCGCAAGUCUCCAAGCUUAGGGGUGUCAAGGCGGAGAGCAGCAUGCCUGGUGAGCUGUACUGGGAAGUCGGUUACUUUGACAAGACCAAGUUCAGGUCUGCGCUCCGAACGGACGGCAAGGACCCCAGAUUGCCCAAGGCUCUGCAGGACCACAAGGAUCUGCAGGACGACAAGGGCACUCUGGAGACUGCGGAGGAAGAUGCGGUUGUCCACACCCCUCCUGACCCGCUCUGGCCUUCUGGUAUCUUGUCUAUCGUUGUUCACCAAAUUGUGAGUCUGGAGCUCGAAGAUGUCAAGGGCUCGAACGGCAAGAGAAAGGGCAGGGAGUAUGAACCCGCCCGGGAUGCCGGAGAGAUCAAGGAAGAGGAAGGAAAGAAGCUGCCGAGCUCAUACUGCACCAUCUUGCUCAACGACGAGCUGGUGUACAAGACCCGCACCAAGGUGGUGUCAUCCAAGCCUAUCUUCGAAGCUGGUACCGAGCGCUUUGUGAGAGAUUGGAGGUCUGCCAUCGUCACUGUCACUGUCCGCGACUCCAGAAACCGGCAACACGACCCAAUCAUCGGUGUCGUUCCUCUCAAGCUUUCAGAUGUGCUGCAGACCAGCAGCCAGAGCACACGGUGGUACCCUCUCGAUGGUGGCAUUGGGUUCGGCAGAAUCAGAAUCAGCCUGCUGUUCAGGAGUGUUGAGCUCAGACUUCCACGCAACGAGCUUAGUUUCGGGGAGGUAGGCACCUUUGAGUUCUUGUCUGACAGGGUCUCCACUGUGAACUACAACCCUGGAGAGAACACCAAGCUGAAGCUGAGAACUGGCGGCAGUUCUGCUUCCAUCAAGGGCUCGUUCUGCCAUGGCACCCAGGAAGGAAACGGCAUCGAAUGGGAUAUUUCCGGUGAAGGCAAAGCCCAGAAGGUUAGAUUGCCGGUUCGGUUCAGAUACCGCAGCCCGGUGUUUUUUGAAUUUCACCCAAGCGGCAAGCGGAGAAAGACGGAUACGUUUGCUGCCUUUUGGCUUUGUGACGUGCCAGACUCGGAGGAGAAGGACUUCAACAUCCCCAUCUGGAGGUGCAACAACGGCCUGAGGCUCUCGCAAAACUACAUUACCGAGGAGAACUGCUCCUCUCUACCGUGCCUCAAAGUGGAGGAGAUUGGCAGACUGAGAUUCAGGGGCCGGUUCAAGCCGGGGACGGACCAGGACCACCUUCGCUUCGUGAGCGAUAACAACUCUCGGGAAACUAUUGAAACCUGGGAGGCUUGCUACGCCGAGGGAGUGAGGGGCGAGCAUGUCGCUGCCGAGGUGCCUCCGCUGGUGCAGAGGCUCCACGACGAAAGCUUGUUACGAGAACGAGAUGUCUUGCGCAAUGCAUCUCAGGAAGAGAAGAGGAAGUGGUUGGCCAAGGACGGGACUGACUGGAGCGGUGCCUUUGGGGAUGAUCCGGCGGCGCUGUUGGCUGCUCGACGGAGCAGGCAGAAAUCUGAGGACCUGAGUACAACUGACUACGAGAGCAGUCAUUCGACAGACGAUGAGGAUGUUGACUUGGGUAUCAACGAUGCCACGCACGAGGAUGGCAUUGAGCGAAGCAGCGGCGAGAGCUCGGAGAAUUACACGUUCAGGACUGAUAGCCGUGAGACGGGUGACAGUCGAGCGUCGAUGGACAGCAAGAAUACGGCCAGAUCCUCGAGCAGCAAGAAUCCCAUUAAGCAGUACAAGGACUACAAGGAGCGCAAGCGGGAUCUGCACCGUCAGCAUCGGGGUCUGAUGCAAUGGAAGCCCAUGCGUAACGUCCAGUUUGCCAAGAACGAGGCACUUUUUGCUGCCAGGAGGGUGACAAAGAUGGGAAGCUUGAGUGGAAGGAAGCCUGAUGUCGAGACUGAGGUCUAG